AUGCCCCAAGUGGUCUCUAGUCCCCCUCGAACAGCAUCCCUUCUCGCCACCCAAUCUUUCUCCAAUUCCUCAUCGACCAGCAUCUCAUUCACUGUCCCAUCCAACUCAGAUUCCACAUCCAACGCUACCAGCCUGAUCUGGGCUUACGGAAGCGACAAUCCCGGCUCGUCCUCCUCAGCGAGCAUUCGCCAGCACGUCGGCCACGGCACAAUGACUCUCGCCCUCAUGACGCCGAUACAAGCGGCGAGUACAUCCUCGUCCGGUACCAGCAACCCGUCUGCCAUCGUGACGGUCUCGGACAAGUCGAGCGAGACGACCAGUCUCUCGAAUCGACGCACAAUUAUCAUAACGCAUGCUGUGCUGGGCGCUGUUUCGGCCAUGCUCCUGUUACCGCUCGGCAUUCUGACUGCUCGUCUCGGCAGAGGAUGGACGACGAGCAGGCUAUGGUUCGCUGUACACGCCGUGCUCAACACAUUGGCGGCCAUCCUCGCAGCCGCCACCGCCAUCUACGCCUCGGCCAAGCUCGACGUGGAACACGUCUCAGCUCAUCCUGGGCUCGGCAAGGUCUUUGCUAUCGGUGUCGCGGCUCAAGUUCUAAUUGGCGCCAGUCUCCAUUGGAUCAAGCCUCGGCUCAUCAAAACACCCGGCCGUGGGAUCUACAACUAUCUCCACGUCGCUGUCGGUCUGGCCGCCAUAGCCGUUGGAUUUGCGGCAGUGUAUACGGGAAUGAGGUUCGAGUGGCCUAACUACCUGGAGACUGGUGAUAUCGGGGUUGGGUGGAUAGCAGGAUGGGCAGUCGUGGUGGGGGUCUUCUCGGUCGCUUACAUCGCGGGCCUUGCUCUCCUACCAAAGCUGCUCCGGAAAGAAGCGUCGGCUCAGCAGUUGCGGGACGCGCCCGAAGGGUUUCCUCUUCAGCAGCAGCAGAAGCAGGCCCGUGCGGUGUAG
Messenger RNA from Dioszegia hungarica, 945 nucleotides. RefSeq lists its product as uncharacterized. NCBI's taxonomy places the organism in Eukaryota, Fungi, Basidiomycota, Tremellomycetes, Tremellales, Bulleribasidiaceae. The transcript is spliced from 4 exons. The coding region runs from base 1 to 945 and encodes 314 amino acids. The record is from RefSeq and is a predicted model, not a curated record.